This is a messenger RNA of Chondrus crispus (carragheen), 930 nucleotides long. RefSeq lists its product as hypothetical. The transcript is spliced from 3 exons. Gene Ontology annotation, biological process: rRNA methylation. Lineage: Eukaryota; Rhodophyta; Florideophyceae; Gigartinales; Gigartinaceae. Gene Ontology annotation, molecular function: nucleic acid binding; rRNA (adenine-N6-)-methyltransferase activity. The record is from RefSeq and is a predicted model, not a curated record. Bases 1 to 930 code for a protein of 309 amino acids.
AUGACAAAAGCAGCGGCAUCUCUCCAGAGGCCGCGGCAUGACAGCUCUGGAAGAGAUGCCGCUGCUUUUGUCUGCCUCAAGCCACAUCAUACUGAUUGUUCGCCUUUGUUACAGCAACCCGCUAGCCGUAACGCUCCUUUCCUGCACCAUUGCGACAGAAACAUGAUGAAGCUGAGAGACCUUGAAAACGCUCUCCAGGAAGUGAGGGUGUUUGAGAGUCCUAUUGCCGAGCUCGAGCAGUAUCCGACGUCCGCGCACCUCGCAUCCCAAGUUGUGCACAUGAUGGAUUCAACUUUUGACGAUAUUCACGGUAAAGCAGUAUGUGAUCUAGGCUGCGGAACUGGAAUGCUAGCGAUUGCCGCAGCGUUAAGUGGCUCUCCUUUCGUACUCGCCGUAGACGUUGAUCCUUCGGCUGUCACAAUCGCUGCGGAAAACGCGAAGAAUACUGGCGUAGCUGAUGAGAUGCAAUUUUGUCUCGCCGAUAUUAUUGAUGGGGAGUUUUUGUCUGCUCAUCCAAAACGGAAGCCGUUUGAUACUGUGAUUCUGAAUCCCCCAUUUGGAACAAAACGAAAAGGCGUGGACAUAGCCUUUCUGCAAACUGCCAUGCAGGUAUCAGGCGGUGCAGUCUAUUCUAUGCACAAGACCUCGACGAGACCUUACAUUUUGAAGAAAGCAAAGCAGUGGGGGGCGGACGCAAAGGUCCUCGCGGAACUGAAGUUUGACGUAGGUCGAAUGUACCAGUUUCACAAAUCGAACACCGUUGACAUUGAGGUUGAUUUUUGGAGGAUAGACGCAUCGUGCAUCCAAGACGAUGCGCAAUUCGAACCUGUACACGUCGCACCACCAGACAAGAUCCCUCACCCUUCACCGGGGAGAUUCCCGAUAUCUACCCGUAGGAAGGGUAGACGUAAACACCCAAACCGUCGGUGA